This is a messenger RNA of Protobothrops mucrosquamatus (brown spotted pit viper), 1056 nucleotides long. It is a transcript of the gene PLIN1, whose product is annotated as perilipin 1. The record is from RefSeq and is a predicted model, not a curated record. Gene Ontology annotation, biological process: lipid metabolic process. The transcript is spliced from 6 exons. The coding region runs from base 1 to 1056 and encodes 351 amino acids. NCBI's taxonomy places the organism in Eukaryota, Metazoa, Chordata, Lepidosauria, Squamata, Viperidae. Gene Ontology annotation, cellular component: lipid droplet.
AUGAGAGCUGUGUUACAGAGAGUUCUGCAGUUCCCUGUGGUGAAUUCAGCCCUCACCAAUCUCCAGAAGACGUAUGCCAGUGCCAAAGAGAUUCACCCCUUGAUGGCAUCAGUGUGUGCCACUUGUGAGCGGGCCCUCCAGAAUGCCAGUUCCUUGGCUCUGUGGAGUGUGAAGCCUGUGAUGCACAAGCUGGAGCCUCAACUUGCGGCAGCCAAUGUUUUGGCAUGUCAAGGUUUGGAACAUUUGGAGAAGAAGAUACCUAUCCUUCAGAAACCAGUGAAGGAAGCUACCUCUGAUUUGAAGGACACCAUUCUAGCUCACCUUCACUACGUGUUAUGUUCUGUCAUGGACAUCCUGGACAAAGUCUUAGGACUGUCUGCUGAAAAUAAUGAGCAAUCCAAGAACAGCCUGAGGGUCAAGACAGAGAAUGUGAAGAGGAGUCAAGAGAACCAGGUGGCCAAAACCUCUGCGGUCGGCAAGCUGGAGAAGGUGGUGGAUUGGACAACGGAGCCCAAUUCAGUCUACAAGUCUCCAUCGGGAUGUGUAUCGGAAAAGAUGUCUCCUCCCAGCACCUUUGGAAGCAUUAAAUCCUUAGCUGUUGCUGUUUCCGAGCUUGCUUUCAGACAGACAUCCCAAGCCAUCCAGGUUACUAAGGACAAAGGAGUGAAACUGGCUAUGUGCAUCUCAUAUUUGUUCACCUUCCCAAGGAUUGUGAUGAAAGAAGAGGAAACAAUGGGGGCGGUUCCGCCAGAGUCUUGGCAAGAACCAGAUGGGGUCCAGUUUGUUACUCCUGAGAGCAAGAAGCUGCAAGAAAGACGAUCCAGUCGGGGUCAUUAUCCUCUUCCAUUCCUCAAUCUUGAUGAGCCCCUCACCCUUCAUGAAAACCCACCCUUGGAAGCUGAGUCUACUGUGGCCCGGAAAUCUGCUUUCUCCUCUUACAAGGAGGGAUCCAGCAGAAGGAGAUGGAGUGAGGGGCUGUUCCGUCCUAGCCUAGAAGCCACCUACAUAAGGGCCCACUUUGCAGGACUCUAUAGCGCUGCUGUCAAGAAAGAAUAA